AUGCCCCGCCUGCCGCCGUCUCUACUCCGGCGCGCCCACCGCACCUCGCCCCAUCUCGCCGCACUGCUCCCCGUGUGUAGGGACCUAGGCUCGGCGCGCAACGAGCUGCGAUGGCUUCGCGAGUAUGUGGUUAAAAAGUUUUCAUUACCUACCCCAACCCAUAAAACCCAAGUCGGCAGGAAACCAGGAGCGCUAGAGCAAGACUUAUUGCUAGGACACUUGUGUCGGAAGAGAGGCGCGGGUGUCCCGCUUCAGUAUAUCCUAGGCACGCAGCCGUUCGGCGAUUUGGAGAUUAAAUGCCGGCCCGGCGUGCUGAUACCUCGGCCUGAGACUGAGGCUUGGGUUCUGCGGGUUGCGGAUAUUGUGCGUGGGGAUGUUGAAAGGGGGAAGGGGUUGAGGGUUCUGGAUCUGUGUACGGGGUCCGGGUGUAUUGCGCUGUUGAUGUACUCGCUUCUGCGACGGCGGUUCCCUGGAUUGAGUGUUCGGGGAGUUGAUGUUGAGACGAGGGCUCUUGCGCUUUCGAGGGAGAAUUUGGCGUAUAAUACGCGCCUUGGAUUACUGCCGAAUGUAGGGGAGGGUGUCGGGUUUGAGAGAGCGGAUAUCUUCUCUGCGGAGUGGCUGUCGUCGCUCCUUGAGCGGUAUGAACUCGGGAAAGGAGUAGGCGCGGUGGAUAUACUGGUUUCUAAUCCGCCGUAUAUUUCUACCCGGGGAUUCAACCACGACACAGAGCGUUCGGUGCGCAAGUACGAGCCUAAGCUCGCUUUGGUGCCUGCUCCAUCAGCAAACGCCGUAUUAUAUCCCGAAUGCCAGCCAGAAGACAUCUUCUACGCUAGAAUACUAGACGUCGCCAAGGCUCUCCGGUCGCGAUUCAUCGCCCUCGAGGUUGGCGACUUGGCGCAAGGACUUCGCGUGGUGCAGAUGGCGCGGACUCGGUUCGAGAGCGCUGAAAUCGAAAUCUGGAGAGAUUGGCCCGAUAUGAGCGCAAAUGAUGACGAGCCGGAGAACGCUAAGGUCGACGGCGUUGAGGUUCUCAUUAGGGGUAGUGGGCAUGGCAGAGCUGUGUUUAUUCGCCGCUCCGUUUAA
This is a messenger RNA of Annulohypoxylon maeteangense, 1083 nucleotides long. Its product is annotated as S-adenosyl-L-methionine-dependent methyltransferase. The transcript has a single exon. Gene Ontology annotation, biological process: protein methylation. The coding region runs from base 1 to 1083 and encodes 360 amino acids. The record is from RefSeq and is a predicted model, not a curated record. Gene Ontology annotation, cellular component: mitochondrion. Gene Ontology annotation, molecular function: protein methyltransferase activity; nucleic acid binding. Lineage: Eukaryota; Fungi; Ascomycota; Sordariomycetes; Xylariales; Hypoxylaceae.